AUGAGUGAAGAGCUAGAAGCUAUGGAGGUUAACAGAACGUGGACUAUUGAAAGCUUGCCUCCGGGUAAGAAUGUCGUGGGUUGCAAGUGGGUCUAUACGAUCAAUGGGUUAUACCCCAGCUCCGGGAUAAGUUCUUCCUCUAAUCCUGUCUGCCAUCUCCAUAAGUCCUUAUACGGUUUAAAGCAGGCUUCACGGCAGUGGUAUCAUUGUCUCUCUGCAGUUUUGGAGUGUGCUGGCUUCAUUCAGUCUCAAGCCGAUAACACGCUCUUUGUCAAGCAAACUGGUAACAAGUUCACUGCUAUCUUGGUAUAUGUCGAUGAUAUUAUGAUCGCCAGCAACAGUGAUGAUGAUGUUACUCUGCUCAAGACGUUUCUGCAUUCAGAGUUCAAGAUCAAAGAUCUCGUCCCUAUGGAUCCCGUGGUCAAGCUUAGCAAGGAAUCAGGCGUCCCUCUCGAUGAUCCCACUCCUUACCGCGCCUUGGUUGGUCUUUUGCUCUACUUGACGAUCACUCGGCCUGACAUUACCUUUGCGGUACAUUGUCUCAGUCAGUUUAUGCAUACACCAACUGAUGUUCAUCUCACGGCUGCUCAUCGGAUCCUCCGCUACGUCAAAAAUGACCCCGGCCAGGGACUGUUCUACUCCGCUAAAUCGGAUCUCUGCCUCAAUGCUUUCUCUGACUCUGACUGCUCCACCUGCCCUGAUACACGAAGGUCUAUUACUGGCUACUGGGUUUAUCUUGGCAGCUCCCUCAUUAUGUGGAAGUCAAAGAAACAUGAUAUCAACAGAUUCUACUGGAGGAAGAUGGUGAAGGAUAUACAGAAGUAUGUGAAAGAGUGUGAUGUGUGUCAGAGGCAUAAGUACUCAAUACUGAAACCAGCGGGUUUGCUCCAACCUUUACCCAUCCCUAAUCAGAUUUGGGAAGAUAUUUCCAUGGAUUUCAUUGAAGGACUUCCAAUGUCACAGGGAGUGAAUGUGAUUUUGGUUGUGAUUGAUAGACUGAGCAAAUACGCACACUUCUUGAGGCUUAAACAUCCAUUCACGGCGACUGAUGUGGCUACUAAGUUCAUUCAAGAGGUGGUGAGACUUCAUGGAUUUCCUCGAUCAAUUGUCUCAGACCGAGAUCGAAUUUUCUUGAGUUCUUUUUGGCGCGAACUCUUUCGCCAGGCGGGUACAUCGUUGAAGUUCAGUACAGCUUUCCAUCCUCAGUCUGACGGCCAGACGGAAGUUUUGAAUCGUUGCCUUGAAACCUACCUCCGUUGCUUUGCUUCUUCACAUCCGAAGUCUUGGGGGAAGUUUCUUGCGUGGGCUGAGUUGUCUUACAACACGAACUUUCACACAGCAAUUGGUACAACUCCUUUUCAAGUGGUCUAUGGAAGAACUGUGCCAAGUUUGUUGCGUUUUGAGGAGAAGUCUACGGCAAACUAUGAUGUGGAAGUGAUGUUAAAAGAACGUGAUGAGGUGUUGCAGGACUUAAAGAGUCAUUUGGUGAAAGCGCAGGCACGGAUGAAGAACAAUGCUGAUAAGCAUAGACGUGAGUUAGUAUUUGCGGCGGGUGAUAAAGUGUUUUUGAAACUGAGACCAUAUCGACAACAAUGGUUUCAAAACGCUUGUAUCAGAAGUUAG
Messenger RNA from Microthlaspi erraticum, 1623 nucleotides. The record is from the annotation of a GenBank genome assembly. NCBI's taxonomy places the organism in Eukaryota, Viridiplantae, Streptophyta, Magnoliopsida, Brassicales, Brassicaceae.